This is a messenger RNA of Lotus japonicus, 1065 nucleotides long. RefSeq lists its product as uncharacterized. The transcript has a single exon. The coding region runs from base 1 to 1065 and encodes 354 amino acids. The record is from RefSeq and is a predicted model, not a curated record. NCBI's taxonomy places the organism in Eukaryota, Viridiplantae, Streptophyta, Magnoliopsida, Fabales, Fabaceae.
AUGGCGUGGUUCACAACUCUACCCCGAGGAUCGAUCACGAAUUUUCAUGAUUUCUCAUCAAAGUUCCUCGUCCAGUUUUCCGCCAGUAAAACCAAGCAGGUGACAAUUGAGGACCUGUACAAUGUCCGCCAGUCUGAGGGUGAGACUCUGAAGCAGUACGUGAAACGAUUCAGCGCGGCGUCCGUCAAGAUCGAGGAAUCAGAGCCGCAUGCUUGUGCGCGUGCCUUCAAGAGCGGGUUGCAGCCAGGGAAGCUGAAUAGCAAAUUGAGCCGUAAGCCAGCUCGGUCCAUGGCAGAGAUCCGCGCGCGAGCGAACACCUACAUUCUGGACGAGGAGGAUGAUGCUUUCAAGCGAAGGCGCGCGAAAAAGGAGAAGGAUGGCGAACAGAGGGACGCAUCGCCAGAAGGAAAACAGAGUAAGGAGAAAGGGGAGGGCAGCAAGAGGCGAGACAGGAAGGUGAGGACAGGGGAAAAGGCUGUGAAGGAGCCAUUGUACCCUAAGAGGGAAAAUUUCGAGCGCCGCAGACCGUGGCAUCAGGCUGACCCUCGUCGGCGAGAGGAGUUAGGAAAGAGUCUAAAUGCACAUUUGACGGAACUACUUUGUGAGGUCAAGGAGACCCACGCAGUUGAGGAAGGCGAGAAGGAAGGCGACCCGCCUCGAGCGGCGUUGGAUAAAACAAAGUGGUGCGAGUAUCACCGCUCAGCAGGCCAUGACACGAGGGAUUGCUUUACACUGAAAAACGAAAUUGAGAGACUCAUUCGGGCGGGGCGAUCGCAGAUGAAUCACCGCAUCGAUCGGUGGAAUGGAGAACGACAGCAGGGAAGCCGGUACAAAGGGGGCCGCCAGCAGGAUGACCGCAGAAGGGACGACCGCCGUCGUACGCCAACCACUGACAAAAAGGAGACACUAGCGACAAGGAAGAAGGGGGCGGAAGAAACCUUUAAUAAGGAUCUUGAGCUGCCAGUUGGAACAAUAAACACAAUCGCGGGUGGCUUUGGCGGAGUCGGAGACACGGCCUCGGCGAGACAAAGGCACGUAAGAGCAGUGACAUCAGUGCAACAGUAA